CCAUUCAAGAAUAUUAGUUUGGAGACAUGAUACCAAUUAUUCAAAUGGACCUCACAUGCCUGGCAUGCUCCUUGGCACAGAGGCAGACUGGUAAAUGACAAACCAAAGUAACAUUGGGCAUCCACAAUUCAAUUUUAUACUAUAAUUAGAUCUUAAAUUUGUGAAGGAAAGAGGAAUAUGUCCUCUAUGUUAUCCUAUGGUGUUUUUCUCUUUGUCCAUGCAUUCAAGAUCCAAUCAUAGAUUUGAAGUUAAUACAAAUGGCAGUUAUUUUUUAAUCCUUUCAGGGCUUCAUUUCCAUGUUCACAUAAAACCCAAAAACCAUUCGGUAUAAAUACUAACACAUCUACACUUGGUUGCUUCGAAUUCACAUGGCAUACCUAAACAUGCUCAAGAAAGAGCAGCAAGACCACUGCACUUCAAUCCCAAGAAUUUCCUUCUCUGAUUAUUUUGCAGAUGGCCAUCAACUGAUCAACCAUGAAAGCAACUACAGAGAACCACCCGUCUCGUCGGACUUCGAGUUCUCCACCUCCAGCUAUGGCAUGAUCUCCGCGGACGAGCUUAUCCGCAGAGGGGGGUUGCUGCCUUUGAAGGAACACUGCACCAAGAUGACCCUAAGGGAUGAACUACUUGUUGAUGAUGACUAUGAGGAUGAAUUGCCAAGGCAACCAAGGGGUUCUUCAGCUUGGUGGAAGCCGCGGACGGGUCUGAAGAGGCCUCAUCCUGUGCCCAGAAAAGGUGAUAAGAGUGAGGAUUUAUAUGCAAACAAGAAGACAGGACCCAAGUGAAGGGAAGCAAUGGAUAAGGUUCUUUUGGCGGCUGAUGCUAGCGAUCAGUUGUGGACGAUUGGUUUUGGUUGUUUUAACGCAUCAUCAUUUCUCCGGCAUCUCUAUGCAUGCCGCUGGUAGUCUUGUACAAAUGUAUUGUUAUGAAGAAUUUCAUUUAAUAA
Molecule: messenger RNA, 946 nt
Organism: Diospyros lotus (date-plum)
Lineage: Eukaryota; Viridiplantae; Streptophyta; Magnoliopsida; Ericales; Ebenaceae
Exons: 2
Coding region: 369-785 (138 amino acids)
Source: RefSeq, a predicted model, not a curated record